This is a messenger RNA of Neolamprologus brichardi, 2492 nucleotides long. RefSeq names its product ferric-chelate reductase 1-like (gene frrs1l). The record is from RefSeq and is a predicted model, not a curated record. NCBI's taxonomy places the organism in Eukaryota, Metazoa, Chordata, Actinopteri, Cichliformes, Cichlidae. Gene Ontology annotation, biological process: regulation of postsynaptic membrane neurotransmitter receptor levels; regulation of glutamate receptor signaling pathway.
GGAGACGAGAGGAGAGGGCGACUGGGCGAUACCAUUCAUCCGGCCCAACACCGAAAAAUAGCCUAUGAAAAGAUUAAUGAGCUCUAGAAGCCAUCAGGACUGCGGUUUCAAAGAGGAUUAUGGGCGUGUAGCUGAAUUCGAUGCGUUCCCUUUUUUGUUGGUCAUGAUUUUUCUGCGGAGGCUUGUGCAGCUUUCGGUGCUGCUGAUCCACGCUGGAUGGUGGGGGGUCGCGCCGAGCCCCACCGAUGAGGGAGCACUCCGGACUGGCCACGGAGAGCACGGAGAGCCUGGACACCAAGAGCCUCACAAGGACUCCUACAGCACCUUCGCCUCCGAGUUUCUGGAGUCCAGAUAUCUGUCCGAUGAUGGUUACCCAUUCCCCACAGCACCCCCAGUCGACCCCUUUGCCAAGAUCAAAGUCAGUGACUGUGGAGUAACAAAGGGCUGCAUAAGGUAUGGGAAGCCGGGGUGCGAUGCAGAGACGUGUGACUACUUUCUGAGUUAUCGUCGCAUCGGGACAGAUGUGGAGUUUGAGCUGAGCGCAGAUACGGAUGGCUGGGUGGCUGUAGGUUUCUCAUCUGAUAAGAAAAUGGGAGGAGACGAUGUUAUGGCCUGUGUGCACGAUGAUAACGGGCGCGUGCGGAUACAUCACUUCUACAACGUCGGCCAGUGGGCCAAGGAGAUCAAGAGGAAUCCGGCUCGAGACGAAGAGGGCAUAUUUGAGAACAACCGCGUCACCUGCCGUUUCAAGCGACCGUUAUACGUCCCACGAGAGGAAACGCUUGUGGACUUACACCUCUCGUGGUACUACCUGUUUGCAUGGGGGCCUGCUAUUCAAGGUUCCAUCACGAGGCACGACAUUGACAGUCCUCCAGUCAGCGAGCACAUGAUCAGCAUCUAUAAGUACGUGGACAUCUUCAUGCCCUCCACAGCUUAUCAGACAUUUAAUUCUCCCCUCUGCUUACUGCUCAUAGUAGCUCUCACCUUCUACCUGCUGAUGGGGACGCCAUAACGAAGCACAGCACAGCACAGCAGAGAGAAGAUGAAGCAGCAAUAAAAAAAAGUUUAAAUCUGAUGCCACAUACAAGUGCCCUCUUUGCACAGACUGUGUUAGAUAUAUUGAACAUGAAAGACUAUAUAUUCAUAACUCACACAGCAUCUUGAAGUAUUAAAGCAACACUCUAGAGGUGACGUGCUGAUCUGAGUAUUAGACAAGAGGGCAGAGUAGUAGUAGUAGUUUAAAAUAGGCCAGUCAUUUUCAGUGUUAACGAUAGCUUCCAGUUAUAUAAAAAAUAUGAGGACUCCAUUCCAACAAAUACAUCUCACAUGACUUUGAAACCCUGCAUGCACUGGAAAAUCUGGGAAUGGUUUCAGACACCCACCGUGCACUGGUGACUAAUGUCGAACUUUGCCAAAACAACGAGUUUCUGAGGAUGAAAGAAAAAUAAAACAGCUCUCACAAAUGCUUCCCGUCUCCUCACCCUGCUACAUUUCUGUGGAUCUCAGCCUUAAAAAAAGAAAAUAAAAAUGUUGUUUGCUGGUGUUAGAAAUAUGGAGUGCAGGGUUUCAGGAACAACCCAGUGCAUCUACUAUGUAAAAGAUUUUCAUAAGCUUUUUUUUUUUUUUUUUUUACAUCCUUGUCUGAUUUCAUCAUCUCACUUCCUCAACCACAGUAACUGCUUUGUUUAUCAGUACUGUGACACUGUGACUCACAGCAAGACUGAUGAGAAGAGUUACUACUAUUGCCUGUUCAAGCAAUAACACGGUUAACAGAAACAUUUUGCUCUUAUAUGAACUAAUGUUUUUUCUCCCCUGGGUUGCUAUUGUAGCUUUUGAAGUGUAUUAAAAAUGGUUGAAUAUGUUAAGAUGUCUCCCACUGAAACAUCUGUCGCUGCUGUGCUUAUUGCUAAGAACACAGUCUAUACAAAAUACAGACACUGCAGUGAAUGCAGAGACUGCCUUCUCAUUCUGGAAGUAAAAAGCCAAAGGGCAUGACUUUAAUAGAAUGUAACAUAAUUAGAUUUUGAGCAGUGGCUACGUGUAGUAUGAUGUGCAGCCUGAUAAAAUGUACAAAUUACUCAUACAUUCACACUCGUGAGAGGCUGGGCAGAAGAUAAAAUACACAAGAAAGCACAGAAAAUAACAAACCAACAAAAACACACACCACCUUUUACACAUGCAUUGUAACAAGCAGAUGAAAUGGGCAGUGGGAAAAAUAAGGGGAUUGUGGAAAUUUUCAUAAAAAAGUAAAUGAAUGUACAAAUACAAUGGUAUUCAUAUAAAAACCAUUGUAUAUUUAUGCGUGGCUGUUUUUCUUACCAGUUAACCUAACAUGCAUGCCUACCAUGGGAAGAAGCUGUAGGGCACAGGGAGAUUAUGCAGCUUUUGAACAGAAAGACCCCACACAGCCAUGAGAUUCAAACCCAGUGGAAGUGUAAGCUAGUGUGGUGUCAACUUGAAGUCAACUUACCGUACCAUUUAAAAAACAAAUG